ACUGGAUGGGCCAAUGAAGUUGUCCCUUCCAGAGCGAUGGCGAUACUGUCGACCGGAUGAGCUGCAUUCGAGCAACCACGGGGCCGCACGGCCAACAGGUUGUUAUUGGGGAGCAUUCCAACUGGUGCAGCGCUUCGAAACUGCCCUGUGCGCUUGACAGACCCUUGCCACAUACGCACUCGUCGUUCCCUCUUCUGAGCUUGGCUGCGUGUCACUGUGUCCUCAGUCUGUCGUUUUGGGCCAUCUGCAACUGGGUUUGGGCCUUGGGGUUGUCGCAGCGUCCACGGGGUGGUCCAAGAGGCCAGGGGAAACGAAGGCUGCCAUAUUCCCAAUACCGCAUGCGGCAGAAGCUUUGAUGCUCGUUUGUUUGUAGCCCUUCACGUGGAAGU
Molecule: messenger RNA, 389 nt
Organism: Trichoderma citrinoviride
Lineage: Eukaryota; Fungi; Ascomycota; Sordariomycetes; Hypocreales; Hypocreaceae
Exons: 1
Coding region: 57-356 (99 amino acids)
Source: RefSeq, a predicted model, not a curated record